Olea europaea var. sylvestris is the source of this 2068-nucleotide messenger RNA. Its product is annotated as type I inositol polyphosphate 5-phosphatase 1-like. The transcript is spliced from 4 exons. NCBI's taxonomy places the organism in Eukaryota, Viridiplantae, Streptophyta, Magnoliopsida, Lamiales, Oleaceae. The record is from RefSeq and is a predicted model, not a curated record. Bases 1535 to 1885 code for a protein of 116 amino acids.
UUGAAAGGUGGCAAUUUUGGCGGCAUGUAUAGUCGGCUUUUAAGAUGGUCAACACAUGCUCUAAAUCAUACGAUAUUUUUGUAUAUUGGCUCACUUUCAUAAUCUUCAGCUGGAAUUCAUUUCUGCUAUGAGCUUCUGAUUCAUGCUUAGACAGAUUUUUAUGUUUAAUUACAAUACUCAAUUAUGAACAUAUGGAGGUUCUGAAUUUUUUGGUUAAAAGGUUUUUCCUCUAAUAAUUCUGUCUGGAUGAUUUGCUUUUUUCUGUCAAUCCGUUUUCACUUUUUUAGUCGAAACAUGUUUAGCUUUUUUAAGAAGAUACCUUUCUCUUAUGAUUUUUAACUGAAAAUUUACUUUUUCCAAAAGAAACUUUACUUUCUUUAAAUAAAAACCAAGCAUGCUUAUAACAUGAUUGCUCACAUAGGACCAGAUGGUGAAGCACGAUUAACAUGUCCAUAGAAUUUUACCCAUAAUUGACUUAAAAGCAAAUUGCAAUAUAAAUAAUCAUGCGAUCCUCGGUAUUAUUAUUUCCAACAUGAAACGUUAUUUUCUUAGUUCGUCUUUCUUUGAUCAGUAUUCGAUAUCAUAAUCGACAAAAUUAUAAUUUGUAUUUCUUCUAUAAGGCUCGUUGUAUUACAAUAAUUCAGAUGAUAACUGUGGGUUUUGUUAUAGUGAUGAACAUUAAGCCCUUGUUUGCCAAUCAUUAAAGUAGGAAAAAUGAGUUUCUGGAAUAAUAAAUUUUUGGAGAAUAUGUGAUUAAAAAAUGUGAAAAAGUUUAAAUUUUACAUGUAAGAUAUUUUAUUGUGAGAAUGUAUAAUUGAAAACGAAUUUGAGAAAAUAAGGAUUUUGAAAUAAUGAUGUAUAAACUGGGUUAGUAGUAACUAAACCUGGAUGUAAGUUACCAGUGUUGUCAUGAAGAUUUCCAUUUGUACAGAAAACCGUUUCAUAGAAUUCUGCCAAAAAUCUCACGUGUGUGGGACCCACGUUGUGAUAAAAAAUGUCAAAAAAUCCCCCAACCCACCCGCUAUUGCGUCUAUUCUGUAUGAUUUCUGUGCGUGCAAUUUCUGUACACACAGCAAGCUUUGUGUUGUCAUUUUCUAAUUAUGGAAAUUUUCAUAUGUGGAGAGUUCUUUUUGGUUUUAGAGAUAAAAAAAGAAAAAGAAAAAAGCCACAAAAUGGAGAAUUCAGAUCCACUGAAUUAAUGGCAGAUGUCAAGAUUCGAUUUCACAUGUAGAAUGAAUUAGAACUGGCUGUAACCGACCAGUGUUGUCAUUUUCUAAUUAUGGAAAUUUUCGUAGGUGGAGAGUUCUGUCUGGUUUUAGAUAUUAAAAAAAAAAAAUGUUACAUCAGCCACAAAAUGGAGAACUCAUAUCAACUGAAUUAAAUGGCAGACGUCAAGAUUUGAUUUCACACGUCAAAAUGUUAAUUUCGUUGGCGAGUUUUGCGCCACCGAAAUGUCACUGUCAAACUCCUUCCCGAAGCACAUAACUCACUCCCGUUAAAAUUAAUUAAUACUAUAAAGACUUUCUGUUUGAACAUGAGGAAGCAGAAUUCAAGACCCCAACGCCGGCAAUCAGAGAAAAAUUGGGCUGAAAAAUUGUGUUUCGGUUGCACAUGCCUGCAGCUUUUCUGGGCUCGAGUGGUCAUGCGCAAGUGGCUCAACCUCACCAACAACAAUUCCGAUUACUCCGCCGACACUGACUCCAAUUCGGACUCCAUAUCCAACUCCGACCCAGAAUAUUGUCAGUGGCCGGGUGCGUCGCGGUUUAAGAAUGACAGAAGCGAUGGAGUUCGAGUCAAGGAUUAUGGUAAUGUGCUUUGUUCAAAGUUCAGGGUGUUGAUUUUUGGUUCAAGUUUGUUUCGAUCAGUGUUAGUGAUGCCUUUAUGAUUCACUUUUUCAUUUGGAAAAGAGAUAGAGAAUUUUUUUUUUAAACUAUUUUUUUGGUAAUAUAUUGGUCUCAGAAGCUUACCUUUUUGGGCUGUGAGAAUCUUCACAAUAUAUUAUUGUGCAUUACACGGGUGACUUUGCCUACCUUAUAUAAAUAAAGAACUAAAGGGUUUUUUUGUCUUC